CUCAGCGGCCAUGGCUCACGGGCCCAGCCGCUCUGCGGCAUGUGGGAUCUUCCCGGACCGGGGCACGAACCCGUGUCCCCUGCAUCAGCUGGCGGACUCUCAACCACUGCGCCACCAGGGAAGCCCCCUCCUCCUGAGUUUUAUCUCCAGGUCAAGGAAUAUAUAUUACAUACAAUGACCUUUCUUUCUAGAUCAUUCCCUCUUCAGAGUUCUUUGGAGAGAACCGAGGAAGGUUUGCAGGUGCUAAAACUACCUCCUCCUCCUCCUUUCCCCUGACUCGUGUUUCCCAUAAGAGUUUUUCUUUUCUAUCCCAUGGACUGGCCUUCCUCCAGCCAGGCCUAAGUUUGUUUUCUGAGCGUUGGUUUCUCUUUGGGGGUAAUAAGGAAGUUGUCAAGCAAAACUGUUUUUUCCAGGGUAGCUGAGAUAAGCCUCUUAUCUGUGGAGAAGCGGAGAGCAGCCCUGGGAUAGGAUGACGGGGCUGUAGUGGGUGGCCCCUGGAUUGGCUGCCCAUGAGCUCACCUCCUGGGACAUAUGAUAAAGCAUCUUCUGAAUCUGGAAACCGGCAGCAUAUUCUCCCUCAGAGAGCUGGGACUACUACCCCUCAUUGGAUACAACUUACAGCAGACAGGGAGUGGUGCCUACACGUUGCUGGGAGUACCCAAUGCAGAGCCCCCCAGUUGGAAGGUACGGACCAAAAUUGCCCUGGGACAGGAGUGACUUUCAUGGUCUGAGUGCAAUGGAGCUGCCGCGGGGCCCAAGGAAGCCUCUGUCAGGGAGGAGAGCCAGGUCUCUGGACAGGCUGCAGAACCCCCAGAAGGAUUCAGAGUCACGGGACUGCUGGUGCAUUUCCCGGCCCACCAGCCCCUCCAGAAGGCUGCUGCGCCGGACGGCCAGCGAUGGGGCCAAAUGUCCCAAGAGCCCAGCUCAGUCUGCGGAGGCUCAGCGCACCACGGCUGCAGCCCUCAGCCCAGAGGAGACCAGGAAGUUUCUCCCCAGUGAGCACAGGCCUCCGCAGGACACCAAGAAGGACAAGGCCCAGGGUCGGGCCCAGCAGGGGUGGCUGAAGACCAUGAUGAACUUCGUAUCUGGGACGAGCCCUGAGGAGCCCAAGGAAAAGACCAACAAGAGGGCCAAGGGGAAGGAGGGCUUCCCCGAGCCUGCAGAAACCCCCGAGACACCGGGCGAGCCAGCUCCCAGGAAGAAAGCCCACAGCAAGAAGGCCAGCCGCAAGAAACACGGUCACAAGAAACAUGGUGCUGAGGAAACCAAGGGCAUCCGAGAUCAGGAGGCCAAAGGGCAGGAGGCCAAGAUGGCUGGUGCCUCAUGCUGCGAGGAGGCUGAUCUGGGCCCAGCAGCUGGGGGAGGGGAAGUUUCUGACCUCCCCCAGUUCUCCCUCCUUGAAGGUGGAGGUGCUGGAGUCCGGAAGGUUUCUUCCCAAGCCACAGGUCGCCAGGGAGAAGAGGAGCUCGGAAAGCCUGACAGUGAGUCAGAAUCUUCUUAUACCCUUCGCCUGUGGAUCUUCCAAGCCUCUCUCAGAAGGACCAGCCCCUGUAAUGUGGUGCUUCUCCCACACCCCACCUUCCAAAGAUUAACUGGGUGCAUUUGUUUUCUUCCAGAGGAUACCAUCAUCCAGAAGAUAGCGGGAUUUCUCAAAAAAGUGGGAGACCAGUGGGAAGAAGAGGUGAGGGGCAAACUGUCUGCACAGAUGCCCAGGGGCCUGCUGCCUUCCCCUCCUCCUCCUUGCUCGAGCCCACCUGUCCUUCUGGGCCUCAGCGCUCCCCUGCUCCAGGCUCUGUCACCUCCCUUGCCUGGGGCCGCCCUGAAGCCCUUGGUUGCCCCUCAGUUGCUUCUUGGGGAGCUUUCCCCUCUCCUCAAGGUCAGGGGCUUGACCCAGUUUCUCUCAUCUCCCCCACAGCAGCAUCAAGCCUCUCAGCCAGAGGUGGCUCCUCAAAACCCAGCACCAGGCUUCAGGAAGAAACCCCAAGAGAGAAAGUCUAGCCUCAAGAAAGCCUUUUCUCAUAAGAAACAUGGUUUUGAGGAGCCCAAGAGAGCACAGGCUGCAGAUGUUUCCAGCCCAGAGUCCCGGCCGCCCAAGAGGCCCAGCUUUCUGCCCCUGUGUGUUGGUGGCCAUCGACCCUCCAGCUCCAGCAGCCCAGGUGUGGAAAAACCUGAAUUCCAAGAGACUCUGUCUACAGAUGGUGGGGAUCCAAGUCCCUUCGAGCUUUCCAACCCAGCAGGAAGCCGGGGACCCGAAGAGGACCUGCAGCUGGACAGAGCCUCGGAAUUCAAGGAAUUUAUCCAGGAGAUCAUGGACCUACUCCAAGAUGCAGAGGAGCAGGGGGGAGACAAGCAACUUCAAGUCCAGGAGGCACAAGUGGCUGUAGGAAACCUGGCCCCAACCUCCAGAAAGAAAUCACAAGAGAAAAAGUCCAGUUUCAGAAAAGCCUUUUCUCAUAAGAAACAUGGCUUGAAGGAGCCCAAGAGAGGGGCUGCUGCAGGUGCUGCCAGUCCAGAGUCCCGGCCGUCAAAGAGGCCCAGCUUUCUGCCCCUGUGUGUUGGUGGCCAUCGACACUCUAUCUCCAGCAACCCUGAUCCGGAGGAUGUGGAGUUCCAGGAGUCCUCGCCUGCAGAAGGGGGGCCAGUUGGAUCCUCAGAAGCACCCUCCCAGGCCAGAAGCCACAAGCCAGAAGCAGGACCUCAGCCACAUGGAGCAAAUGAAUCUAAGGAGCUGAUCAUCCAGAAGCUGGUGGCCCUUCUCCAAGAAGUGGAUGGCCAGUUGGGGGAGCAGUUCAGGCAACACCCCAACUUUAAGAAGUUUUUCUACAAGCUUCCAGACUCUUCCCUCAGAAAUCUCGUAGCCACCCUGCGCCCCCAGGAGGCCCACUCCACGGAGCCCAAGAGACCCUACCCGUUUGUCUUUGGCUUGGCUAACAAAUGUGCUGGCAGCAAUCACCAAGCCGUCCUCAGCCUCACGGGCCUACACUACAGGCGACCGAGUUUUAGCCAGUUCCCAUACAGGGAGGACCAGCAGGUGAGAAAGCGCAAUAUGGCAUGAGGGGCCACAGACUCACAAUCACAAGGAUCUGCCUACAGCCCUCUCCCCUCCCCUGCUUACUUCAGGACUUCUGGGAUCCAGCUCAAAUGCCACCACCUUGUCAAGGCCUUCUGAGACAAUUCUACGCCACAGCAGCCUCUUUCUUUUCCAAACCACGCCCUCUUUGCCUGCUCAUUAGCUAAUCAGCAUCUUCUUUAUUUGGUCUCUCACUGGAUGUGCAUUUUCACACUUCUUGACAUCAGUGUGGGAUGUUGGACCAGCUACUAUCUUAGCCGCCCUCUUAUGAUUCCAUGGGUUGUGCUGCUUGGCUUUCCAAUUGAGACUGUCGUAAAAUUUAGAGAACAAAGUAAAGUAAGAUCACGUAUCAAAUAAGGUAGGUGAGAAGGAUCCCUGGGGCUGUUUGGUUCUGGAAGGCUUCCUGGAGGCCAUUCUUCACUGACCUUGCCUUGAUUGAUUAAUUAAGAAUAGCCUCUUUUUUGAAUUAUGGUUUUCUCAGGGUAUACACCCAGUAGUGCAGGACAGGUGUAAAGACGCAGAUGUAGAGAAUGGACUUGAGGACAUGGGGAGGGGGGAGGGUAAGCUGGGACAAGUGAGAGAGUGGCAUGGACAUACAUACACUACCAAACGUAAAAUAGAUAGCUAGUGGGAAGCAGCAUAGCACAGGGAGAUGAGCUCGGUGCUUUGUGACCACCUGGAGGGGUGGGAUAGGGAGAGUGGGAGGGAGGCACAAGAGGGAGGG
Orcinus orca (killer whale) is the source of this 3794-nucleotide messenger RNA. It is a transcript of the gene BNIP5, whose product is annotated as BCL2 interacting protein 5. The record is from RefSeq and is a predicted model, not a curated record. The transcript is spliced from 12 exons. The coding region runs from base 662 to 3055 and encodes 797 amino acids. NCBI's taxonomy places the organism in Eukaryota, Metazoa, Chordata, Mammalia, Artiodactyla, Delphinidae.